Penicillium subrubescens is the source of this 435-nucleotide messenger RNA. RefSeq lists its product as uncharacterized. The transcript has a single exon. The record is from RefSeq and is a predicted model, not a curated record. The coding region runs from base 1 to 435 and encodes 144 amino acids. Lineage: Eukaryota; Fungi; Ascomycota; Eurotiomycetes; Eurotiales; Aspergillaceae.
AUGGGCCACAAAUUCUCCGUCGUCAAGGGUGUCAAGUCAGGGAAUUUCUACGAGCAAGGAAACGCCAUCAACGAAAUUUGGGUAGGAGAUUUUGAGCUCAUCUCCAGACUUCCCUUUGGUGAUUCCGACAUUGGCCAGGCUGGCUGGCCCCCAGGCAAUUGGCCCAAGAUUCCCUGGCAUCAAUUUAUCAUCCCUCUGAAACGAGGUCUCAACACAGUCAAGUGCAGCAGCCUCGAGUGCCGUUCCAACCUAAUUGGAAAGCCUUUGGCAACUUACGAAGACCCACUUCUCUUGACAUACCUCGGACUUCUGCUGUUGCUCCUGCUUGGGGGUGUUCUCGGCAUCGUCUCCCUGGUAUUGAAAUACAGAAGAUCUCGUUCGUCGCGUCUUCAGUACUUGGCAACGGAGAAGGCACACGCCGCUUCGCUUGCAUGA